UGGUGCGGGUUAUGUGUCUUUCAGUUGACGACAGCAGUGACCAGUGCCUUUUUACUCGCAAAGGUGAUCCUCUCAAAGCUUUUCUCUCAAGGGGCUUUCGGCUACGUGCUGCCCAUCAUUUCGUUCCUCCUUGCCUGGAUUGAGACGUGGUUCCUGGAUUUCAAAGUGUUACCUCAAGAGGCAGAAGAGGAAAACAGACUCCUGAUAGUUCAGGAUGCUUCAGAGAGGGCGGCGCUCAUACCUGGAGGUCUUUCUGAUGGUCAGUUUUAUUCUCCUCCGGAAUCUGAAGCAGGUAAAAAAAAUGUGAUUAUCUGCAUUUUCAUCCAUCCUUCAACAGCCCAGCCCUCCCUCUCUCUCCUCCCCCCGCUCUACUCUCAGAAGCCUGAGCAGACAUCUCACACAGCAGACGUUUAGGACACGGAGAUCACUGAGACGUGGUCUCGAUGUGGGAGCAGUGAGGGGACACAGAGUGUAAA
Messenger RNA from Hyaena hyaena (striped hyena), 476 nucleotides. Its product is annotated as STARD3 N-terminal-like protein. The annotation marks the transcript as partial. Lineage: Eukaryota; Metazoa; Chordata; Mammalia; Carnivora; Hyaenidae. The transcript has 3 exons. The record is from RefSeq and is a predicted model, not a curated record.